AUGACAAUUGAAGAAGUUAGUCAAGUAUUGCAAAAGGAAAAUAAGGAGUUAGAUGAGAUAAAGGCUAUAUUAAAAGCAUUUAAAGAGGGCAAAAGCAAAGGAAAGCUACUGAUAGAAUUGAAGAGAAAGCUAUUGAAUAAGGAUACAAAAAUGAAAAAGAGAAGAAAGAAUGGAAAGAGAGACUACUUUAUUGAUAAGAAUGUUAGUGAAACUGGAAAUACUGUUUUCUCUCUAUGUGAAGCUACAAUAAUGCUUACAAUAAUAGGUAGUGAAAAUAACUUAAUUAAUGAGUAUGAUGCUUUGAUUAAAUGA
Messenger RNA from Funneliformis mosseae, 312 nucleotides. The record is from the annotation of a GenBank genome assembly. Lineage: Eukaryota; Fungi; Glomeromycota; Glomeromycetes; Glomerales; Glomeraceae.